AUCAUCAUCAUCAAGUUUCAAAAUGGCUGCUCGUGACCGGAAAGUUUGCGGCGACUAAGAAUUCUCAGUCCCGAUAUUUUUCUUCAUAAUAUAACCCUUUCUUCUUCACGUAUCACCGGCUUAUCAAGCGCCGCCGUGACGUAAGUGCCUCCACAAUACACGGAGUGUUUUCAAAGCGACGGUAUCCUGCGCCCAAGCCCGGAGAUAAGAUUACGAAGAUGCACCAUCCCCCCGGAGCGCUUUGGACUCCUAAACAAAAUGAACGGUGAAUCCAGCUUCCCCCAGGCAUACGACGCCGAUGGCAGGACUCUCAAGGACACCCGGCCGCCCCGCAGUCUGCCGCAGUGCGAGGGUGAUCGGAAAUGGCACGUCCGCUGUCCUGAGCCACAUCCACAGCCGUAUCCACAGCCGGAUCUGCAGCCACAAGUCAUGUGGCCCAACCUGUGUCGUCUGAUACGCCCACCCGUCGUCCUUCCCUUCCUCCCGGGACGGGGCCCAGCGGCUAGCGGCAUCUGCUUGUCGGGUCCGCCAGCCUGGUUUGCGUCGCGCUGGGCAGCACCAGGUGUGGGGUCGAGGCCGCAUGCGAACGUGCCGAACCUCGCCAUGUCGGCCGACCCGGCGCCGACGUUGGACUCCGGUAGGAGCAGCACAGCGCCGAGCAAGCGCCCACCGCCAGACGGUGCGCUCGCCAACCUUGCCGACUCCAAGCAGAAGCGGCUCUCGGAAGAAGACCGGCGGAGCUGCGUGGCCGGAGGUGGCGGCGAGGACGCCGGCAACCACACGGAGCAGACAACGACGGACCGUUACGACCCCGUUGCCGCAGCCGGGGCGGUGCGCCAGAAACUCCGGCAGAGCCGUCGGUGGUGCUUGACGGACUGCGGCCGCCUGGACCAGAGCGGGGCCCGGACGCGGGAGCGGGGGGACCUGGAGUUCACGCUCAUGUCGUACAACCUGCUCGCCCAGACGCUGCUCGAGGACAACCUGUACCUGUACCAGCACUGCCCCGAACAGCUGCUCGACUGGCCCCUGCGCAGGGACAACCUGCUCGCCGAGCUGCGCCAGGCCGAUGCCGACAUCAUGUGCCUCCAGGAGCUCCAGGAAGACCACUACGAGCAGGUGUUCGAACCGGAGUUCAAGAGGCUCGGCUACGGCUGCCUGUACAAGCGGCGCACGGGCAACAAGCGAGACGGCUGCGGUGUCUUCUUCCGCCAGUCGCUGUUCGAGCUCGACCGCUACGAGCUGGUCGAGUUUGCGCGCACGGGGGUCACGGUGCUGGACCGCGACAACGUGGCCAUCGUGGCGCUGCUGAAGCCCCGCUCGGCGGACGGACACUUCAGCCCCGACUUCCGGCUGUGCGUGUCCACGACGCACCUGCUCUUCAACCCCCGUCGCGGAGACGUGAAGCUGGCGCAACUCUGCCUCCUCCUCGCGGAGAUCGACCGCCUGGCGGCACGCGGAGGUGCCGCCGCGGACGGGGCACCCCACUACUUCCCCGUGGUGCUGUGCGGGGACAUGAACAGCAGGCCGCACUCGCCGCUCUACCGCUUCGUGACGCGCGGAAGACUCAACUACGCUGGGCUGCUCUCCGGCGACGUCUCGGGCCAGAGCGAGGGCGCCAACCGCGGGAAGCUGAUCCCGCUGGACGAGUGCCUGUACCAGCUCAACAUUUCGGAGGGUUCGCGCUUCCACGACGCGACUCCUCCGCGAAAGACGGCUAACUCCGAUGCGGUGAUGGAAGACGCGGCGUCGAAGGCGGUGGAAGGCUCGGGCUGCGUGAGCCACGGAUUCGACUUCGUCUCGGCGUACCAGCACGCGAAGCAGGGAGGGGUCCCAGAAGUCACGACUCAUCAUCAGAGAGCGAGCUGCACGGUGGACUACAUUUUUUACACGGUGAAGAGGAGGUCGUCGGGAAAGGAUUCGGGGGUGGCGGAAGAGCGUCCACGCGUGGUGGAGGGACCGCUGAGGCUGUUGUCGACGUACGGUCUCAUGUCUUCUAAGGAACUGGCGGCGGUCCGCGGGCUGCCCAACGAAGUUCAGUCGUCGGAUCACCUUCCGCUCAUCGCGAGGUUUCUGUUGCGCGUACCCAGCUAGCGUUGGCCUCUGUUUUCGACGGUUUACUCUUCCAGAAGGAACGACCGUCUUUCUGGGGCCGUACCUGUAAAUAAGCGCGCCGCAGGGUAGGUGGAUUGGGGCUCGGUGUGCCGGCGCUUGGAACUGCCUGGACAUGAGUUUAGGAACCUGGUUCACAUGUUUUAGUGUUUUGUGAACAUUCAUGCGCAUUGUCAUCAGAGGGUUCUCUAUUUUUAUUUGAAUAAUAAAUGUUCUUUAGUUUGAAUCCUUUAAA
Molecule: messenger RNA, 2344 nt
Organism: Ixodes scapularis (black-legged tick)
Lineage: Eukaryota; Metazoa; Arthropoda; Arachnida; Ixodida; Ixodidae
Gene: angel
Product: protein angel homolog 2
Exons: 6
Coding region: 259-2091 (610 amino acids)
Molecular function (GO): 3'-5'-RNA exonuclease activity
Source: RefSeq, a predicted model, not a curated record